This is a messenger RNA of Jaculus jaculus (lesser Egyptian jerboa), 942 nucleotides long. Its product is annotated as olfactory receptor 10J3-like. Gene Ontology annotation, cellular component: membrane. Gene Ontology annotation, biological process: G protein-coupled receptor signaling pathway. The record is from RefSeq and is a predicted model, not a curated record. Bases 1 to 942 code for a protein of 313 amino acids. Lineage: Eukaryota; Metazoa; Chordata; Mammalia; Rodentia; Dipodidae. Gene Ontology annotation, molecular function: G protein-coupled receptor activity; olfactory receptor activity. The transcript has a single exon.
AUGCCAAGGGCUAACUCCACGUUUGUGACUGAAUUCCUCUUUGAAGGCUUCUCCAGCUUCAGCUGGAAGCACAGGCUUGUCUUCUUUGUUGUUUUUCUAAUGCUGUACCUGCUGACGCUGUCAGGCAACGUGAUCAUUGUGACUAUUAUUCGCCUGGACCGUCACCUCCAUACGCCCAUGUACUUCUUUUUGAGCAUGCUCUCCAUCUCUGAGACCUGCUACACUGUGGCCAUCAUUCCCCGUAUGCUUUCUGGCCUCCUGAAUACUUACCAGGCCAUAGAUAUACAAGGCUGUGCAACCCAACUUUUCUUUUAUCUAACUUUUGGCAUCAACAACUGCUUCCUGCUCACAGCAAUGGGAUAUGACCGCUAUGUGGCCAUCUGCAACCCUUUAAGGUAUUCAGUCAUCAUGAGUAAAAGGGCCUGUAUCUACUUGGCAUAUGGGUCCCUAGGCAUUGGCCUUAGCAUGGCCAUUAUCCAGGUGACAUCAGUAUUUGGCCUGCCCUUUUGUGAUAGUUUUGUCAUCGCCCACUUCUUCUGUGAUGUGAGGCCUCUGUUGAAGCUGGCCUGCACAGAGACCACUGUCAAUGAGAUCAUCAACUUUGUAGUCAGUGUCUGCGUCCUUGUCCUUCCCAUGGGCCUGGUCUUCAUCUCCUAUGUCCUGAUUAUUUCCACCAUCCUUAAAAUCGCAUCUACUGAAGGUCGGAAGAAGGCCUUUGCUACCUGUGCCUCCCACCUCACAGUGGUCAUCAUCCACUAUGGCUGUGCCUCAAUAAUCUACCUGAAGCCCAAGUCACAGAGUUCCCUGGGACAGGACAGGCUCAUCUCAGUGACUUACACUGUCAUCACCCCUCUCCUGAACCCUGUGGUGUACAGCCUGAGGAACAAGGAGGUCAAAGAUGCUCUACGCAGGGCCUUGGGCCAUAAACCUCUUUCAACCUAA